AUGUCGCCCAAGCCCGCAAAGACGCUGACCACCGUCCUCAAGCUGUCGCCCAAGCAUCUUGCGCACUUUCCCCACGACACACCCGCGCCGCCAUCCCCAGCAUCCAAGCCAGCAUCCACCCCGGAGGCCUCGCCAGCGCCCCAGAUGGCCGACCUCACCGCCGGCGACGCAUCUGCCGGCACCCCCGACACGCCGGCCGCCCUCAACGGCGCCAGCACGCCGUCGUCGCUUGCACCACCGGCAUCAGCCCCAGGAAGCAAGCGCAAGACGCCUGCGCCCAAAGCGGGCACCAAGCGCGCCGCUGCUACCCUCGAGGGCUCCAGCACACCAAAGGCUCGUGGCAAGCCCGGGCCCAAGAAGCGAAAGCUUGGUGACAUGGUCAACGACCCCAACAACAAGACGCCUGCAGCCCCCACACCCAACCAGAAGCUCGGCCCGAAAGCGAACCAAGGUGCUAUCAACGCCGGGCUGCGUGCUCUCGACCGCACGGGCAAGUUCAAGUGCCGCAGAUGGGAGAAGAAGGGCUUCCAGCUGCGCAGCUUCACCGGCGUCGCCUGGGACGUGCCCUCCUGGAAAGCACCCAACCGCAAUGCCGCCUUCCUGGAAGAUGUCAAGAGCGACUCCACCGGCUCCAGCGACACCAAAGUCAAGGAGGAGAGCAGUGCUGUCAGCGAGAAGAGCGGCCUCAACGGGGACGGCGCAACACCCGUGCCGCCGCUCAUGGAGGAUCUCAACAGCUCGCCAGCCCCCGUGUCUGCCAUGUAG
Ascochyta rabiei is the source of this 765-nucleotide messenger RNA. RefSeq lists its product as uncharacterized. Bases 1 to 765 code for a protein of 254 amino acids. NCBI's taxonomy places the organism in Eukaryota, Fungi, Ascomycota, Dothideomycetes, Pleosporales, Didymellaceae. Gene Ontology annotation, cellular component: Ino80 complex. The transcript is spliced from 2 exons. Gene Ontology annotation, biological process: chromatin remodeling. The record is from RefSeq and is a predicted model, not a curated record.